This is a messenger RNA of Acanthosepion pharaonis, 600 nucleotides long. The record is from the annotation of a GenBank genome assembly. Lineage: Eukaryota; Metazoa; Mollusca; Cephalopoda; Sepiida; Sepiidae.
AUGUUUUCUUUUCUUAUUUAUUUUUACUGCUCACCAUCUGUAGUAAGAGGAAAAAGUAGGAAAGAUAUCGCCUAUUCUUUUGAUCUCAGCAUUUCAGUCUUUAAUAAAUGCCCUAUUUUUUUAACUUUUUUCUCUCUCUCUCUCUCUCUCUCUCUCUCUCUCUCUCUCUCUCUCUCUCUCUCUCUCUCUCUCAUAUACACACACUUUUUCUCGGGCUCUUGCUCUCUCACUCUCACACUCGCUUUCUCUUUUUUCUCUCUCUUGCUAUCGCUCUCUCUCUCUCUCUCUCUCUCUCUCAUGCGUUCACUCUCACUCUCUCUCACAUUCUCACUCUCGUUCUCUCUCUCUUUCUCUCAAUCUCACCUUCACUCUCUCUCUCUCUCUCUCACACACACACACUCUCUCUCUGGCUCUUUCUCUCACUCUUACACUCGCUUUCUCUUUCUCUCUCUUUUUCUCUCUCUCUCUUGCUCUCGCUCUCUCUCUCUCUCUUGCGCUCACUCUCACUCUCUCACAUUCUCACUCUCGUUCUCUCUCUCACUCUCACCUUCACUCUCUCUCUCUCUCUCUCUGUCACAAACACACACACUUUCUCUCUGA